Messenger RNA from Calliphora vicina (urban bluebottle blowfly), 1161 nucleotides. RefSeq names its product neural cell adhesion molecule 2. The transcript is spliced from 5 exons. Lineage: Eukaryota; Metazoa; Arthropoda; Insecta; Diptera; Calliphoridae. The record is from RefSeq and is a predicted model, not a curated record. Bases 1 to 1161 code for a protein of 386 amino acids. Gene Ontology annotation, molecular function: protein binding. Gene Ontology annotation, cellular component: neuron projection.
AUGUCACAAUACAAAUUAAUAUUUCAAAAUGCUUUUAUUUCUUGUGCAUUUGCAGGAUCGUUGGCAUUAUUCUUUGAACACAUUGCACUGGAGGACAAGGGCAAUUGGACAUGUGAAGUUAAUUCGAAGGAUAUAAAAGAACGAAUAUCCUUUGAGUUAUUAGUGUAUCAGAAAAUAUCCUUUGACAAAACGGAACUGGUGCAGUCAGCUAGAGAAGGUCGUGAUGCCACUGUUUAUUGUUUGGUGAAAGGUGAUCCACCACCUGCCAUUUCAUGGCUCUUCAAUGGAGAGUCCAUAACAAUUUCUAACAACACAAAAUAUCGACCCAUGUCAAAUGGUCUUUAUAUCAAGAAUGUAACGCAAGCAGAUGCUGGUGAAUACACAUGUCGUGCAAUGCGUAUCACAUCGACUUUUGCUGAUUCUGAUCAGAUAACGAUACUACUGAGAAUACAACAUAAGCCGCAUUGGUUUGAUAACGAUACGUCAUUGAUACAAUAUGCCUACAUUGGUGGCAGUGUCAACAUCUCUUGCGAUGCCAUGGGUGAGCCACCACCAUCGUUUACUUGGUUGCACGACAGUCGUGCAAUAACGGGAAAGAACUAUCGUUUAUUUUAUGCCGAUUACGGUUCGACUCUACAAAUACACGUAUUGAAUUCCUCGCAUCUGGGUGAUUACAAGUGUAAAGUGGCCAAUCCAUUGGGCAUGUUGGAACGUGUUAUUAAACUAAAGAAGGGCCAGAAACCAGCAGGAAUUUCAUACUUUCAAGUGAGACGCGUAUUUACGGAUGGCUUUGAUUUGGACAUACGUUCGGUGAAACCGUCUAACAUUGAUGACAACAUGCAUACGCUGGGCUAUCGUGUCGAGUACAUGAGCGAACAGGAAUUCAAAUACAGUGCUGGUAAUUGGAGUUAUGCUAAGCGAAAAGAUUUCCUAUUUCAUAGAGAUGGUCGCCGUUUUGUGGUUACAAAUCUAAAAUCCAACACAACUUACUUGAUGCAUGCUGCUACACGCAACUUGGCCGGCUUAAGUGAUUGGAGUUCAGUGAAAAUAUUCCACACGCUCGUAAAUUAUGCCAGUCAUACGGUUACACUGCUGACACAUCAUGUCUUAAUUAUAAUCACUUUAGGUUUUAUAGUCAACUCAUCCUUGAAGCAUUUCUAA